UAGGCCAUUGUGUCUUUUACAUGUUCAAUGAAAUUUCAGAUUUCAGUUACCUGUCUAAACUGAUGAAACGGAGAUCAUUCUCUAUGGUAGUUAACGCAUACCCCUGUGUGGACUCAUUCUUUGUUCUGAGCGGGUUCAUAGUGACCUAUGUGUUGUUGAGGAAGUUGAGAACCCACGGUAUCUUUACUCCAGUACAGUGGGUAGUAUUCUAUCUGCACAGGUACAUUCGACUUACUGCUCCUUAUCUAGUGAUGCUCCUUGUGGACGGUUUCUUAUAUCGUCAAAUGGUGGAAGGAACACUCCAGCUGGAUAUCAAUCGAGCGUCAAGUCAUGAAAUGUGUAAGGAAUACUGGUACACAUACAUCCUGUAUGUAAACAACAUUGUUCCCUGGACCCCAAAACACAACACCUCUUGUUUUGGUGGAAGUUGGUUUAUUGCAAAUUACUUCCAGUUCUUUAUCGUGACCCCCAUCUUCGUGGUGCUUCUGAACAAGAAACCAAUGCUGGGUGUAAUGGUUACAAUUGGGGCUGUUACAUCGUCCUGUGUGCUGGCAGCUUCCCUUACAGCUUACCUUAAUCUGGGUCCAACAAUGUUACUGGGAAACGCAGGGAACUACUUACUGCUGUAUAGAGUUCCGUGGAUCAGGGUGACAGCCUUUCUGAUCGGUGUGUUGGGAGGUUGGUUUUAUUGGGUCUUUGGAGAUACCAUGACAGACAAGAUGAGGACACUGAAUGCUUGGAAGAAGUUUGUGUGCGCGGCUCCCAUAUGGGUAGGUACAGUAGCAACACAGUAUGCGGUAGUGUUCGGACUCUACCAAGAUAUGCUGAACGCUAUAGAGAAGGGAAUCAACCCCGACCCUUCAGAGAGGAUUGUGAGCGAAGUGGAUAGUGUCUCUUAUCAACUACUGUCGAGAGUGACCUGGUCUCUUGCCUUGACAGCACAAAUAUACCUUUGUCAGUGCGGACUAGGUGGUGUCAUUAACUCGUUUCUCAGUUGGAGCGGGUGGAAUGUCAUGUCCAAACUCACUUACUCGGUUUACAUGGUUCAUGUAGGUUUCCUUGGAGUGUUGAUGUCCCAGCUGAAACAUCCGUUUUAUAUUGGACCUGAUUUCGAGUUUGUAGUGUUUUAUUUUGGUGUUACUGCUGUGUCCUAUUUGGGUGCAACUGUGCUAUAUGUUUGUGUUGAACAGCCGGUUGCUUUUCUGGAGGGUUUGAUUUUCAAGAGGCGUUCAUGAGAUAAUAAAAACAAUGAUAUACUAGAUCUUUUUCUUAUUGGUGGAGUUGUGCCUUAAUGAAGGUGUAAUAUAUAGUAGUGCAUGCAACUGAAUUCAUUUUUCA
Messenger RNA from Bolinopsis microptera, 1338 nucleotides. RefSeq names its product nose resistant to fluoxetine protein 6-like. Bases 21 to 1235 code for a protein of 404 amino acids. The record is from RefSeq and is a predicted model, not a curated record. Gene Ontology annotation, molecular function: acyltransferase activity, transferring groups other than amino-acyl groups. Lineage: Eukaryota; Metazoa; Ctenophora; Tentaculata; Lobata; Bolinopsidae. The transcript has a single exon.